Messenger RNA from Protobothrops mucrosquamatus (brown spotted pit viper), 642 nucleotides. It is a transcript of the gene OAZ3, whose product is annotated as ornithine decarboxylase antizyme 3. Gene Ontology annotation, biological process: positive regulation of protein catabolic process. Gene Ontology annotation, cellular component: nucleus; cytoplasm. The record is from RefSeq and is a predicted model, not a curated record. Lineage: Eukaryota; Metazoa; Chordata; Lepidosauria; Squamata; Viperidae. Gene Ontology annotation, molecular function: ornithine decarboxylase inhibitor activity.
AUGGCUCCCGCCGCCGCCGCGCUGCAGGCCCCGCCCCCUGACGACUACGCAGGCGCCGAGGCCCGCCAGGCCGCGACUAAAGCAACCCUCGCCCGCCGCGAGAUUUUGAGCACCCGUCCUCGCUACUGCCCGCAGUGCUCCGAGUUUGAGGGCGCCAGCCCCAACCGGCGCAGCCCCAGCGGCCCGGCAGACUGGCUGAGCCCGACUGAGAUCUACAAGGCUGCCAACCUCACUGUUUUUGCUAGCGACCGUCAACACCCGGAUCAGCCAGUGCAGCUGGAUUUUCACUUUGCCCGCGGCAGCCAGGGCGCCAGCCACUGGCAUGGUCUUCUGCAUGGACGCACUCUUUUCCUGGACACCCCUCGGCUGGCGCUGGACUUCAACAGCCGUGAAAGCUUGACCGCCACGCUGGAAUACACCGAAGAAAAAACCGACGCAGAGCAGGUGCUGGUGAACUUCCGAAAGACUCGGCGAGACCGAGGCGACUUGCUACGAGCUUUCGGCUUCUUGGGAUUCGAACUCGUGACCCCCGGCCAUCCCGGCCUGCCCCCCUGGGAAGACACCAUCUUCAUGGCUUACCCCCUGGAACGUGAUCUCGGCUGGAAUCCCCAACCCAAGCAGGAAGAUGCUGGUGGGGCCUAG